Messenger RNA from Nematocida major, 1140 nucleotides. RefSeq lists its product as uncharacterized. The record is from RefSeq and is a predicted model, not a curated record. The transcript has a single exon. Bases 1 to 1140 code for a protein of 379 amino acids. Lineage: Eukaryota; Fungi; Microsporidia.
AUGCAAAGACCAUUUGAUUCCGAAGGAGAACUGGAUGGUAAAUAUUUGUUUGUACCGCAAAACGAGCGAAAUCCACACAAUGUAUUUACAUCGUACAAGACCGCGAUCAACACGACAGCAAAGCAGAUCAAAAAGGGAUUUUCAGAUAUCGAGACGAGCUUCUCGCAGUUUGAGACAAGAUCAAGCAAGAUCACGCGCGGAGCGGCCCAGAACGACCCGAAUGCAGAAGACGACAGGCUUCCGGAAAGCCCGGGGCUGCAAGAAAAAAAAGAAGAGAAGAACGGCCAGAGCAUAUUCUUCCGGGUGUUCACAAACGGAGUCUCGCAGACGCUGUUUGAGUUUAUCUGCAACAUAGAGCGGACGUUCACGCUGAACGACCACUCUUUCCUAACGGGCAUGUUCCUUGUGCUGAUGGCCGUGCUUUUUGAGCUGCUGGUAUACUGUGUGUUCACUCUGUACAUGCCCAUAAUGUAUGUGCUGGGAGCAAUAAUAGUGAUCAGAUACAGCAUCACCAGGACGGUUUCUGACUAUGUAAUAGUUAUGUGCAUCAUGGGCAUUCUGUCGAUUGUGAUGAUACUCGGCGCUUUCAAUGCAAUUUGGUACAUACUGUGCAUACUCUACAUAAUACUCACCAUUAAGUGGGUUGGCGAUGCCUCCAUGCACACAAGAUACUCUGACAUUGUGCUGCUUUCGGUUGUUGUGCUGUCCAGCAUUUCUCUGUCGCUGAUGAGCUACUGGGGCGACCGCAUGGUAAACAGCGUGUACUGGUAUGCGUAUAUGCAGGCGGCGCUAUACGUAUUUGUGCUGUUCAAUGCAGGUACUCUUAGAUACCUGUACAACUGGAUAAAGUAUGCUCUAGUCGGCAACAUAAACAGAAAAGAAGGGCAAACCAGCCGCAGAAACCACACCCAGGGAAAUAUCAUGAGGGAACAGUAUGAGGAGCAGCCCCCCAGGCCAGAGCCUGCCCAGAAGAGCGCGCGUCUUGCUUCUCUGUUUAAGUUUGGCACAUUCUGGAACUUAGUGAUAUUGUCGUACUCUUUCAUAACAGGAUUCAUCGUAUUUGUAGGCAUUUUGCACGCGCACCAGAGUGUGGCCGCAUACGCAAUGCGCACACAGAGAUACAAUGUCUCCAUGUGGUAA